Molecule: messenger RNA, 1050 nt
Organism: Alternaria novae-zelandiae
Lineage: Eukaryota; Fungi; Ascomycota; Dothideomycetes; Pleosporales; Pleosporaceae
Exons: 4
Coding region: 1-1050 (349 amino acids)
Biological process (GO): fructose 1,6-bisphosphate metabolic process; fructose metabolic process; sucrose biosynthetic process
Cellular component (GO): cytoplasm; cytosol
Molecular function (GO): fructose 1,6-bisphosphate 1-phosphatase activity
Source: RefSeq, a predicted model, not a curated record
AUGGCUUCCAACGGUAACGAGGGAGGCCCAGUUGCGCAGGAGAAGAUCAACACCGACAUCAUCACUCUCACGCGAUUCCUCACUGAAGAGCAGACCAAGUACGCGGAGGCAACAGGAGACUUCACACUACUAUGCCACGCACUGCAAUUCGCCUUCAAGAGCAUUGCCUACUACAUCCGGAGAGCAACACUCAUCAACCUCACCGGCCUCCAAGGCACAUCCAACACAACCGGCGACGACCAAAAGAAACUCGACGUAAUCGGCGAUGAGCUCUUCAUCUCCGCCAUGCGCUCCUCAGGCCGCGUGCGCCUCCUCAUCUCCGAAGAGCAAGAAGAAGCCAUCGUCUUCAACGAGCACCCCAACGCGCGCUACGCCGUAGCCUGCGACCCCAUCGAUGGAUCCUCCAACCUCGACGCCGGAGUCGCCGUCGGCACCAUCUUCGCCGUGUACAAACUGCCCGAGGGCGCCAAAGGCACAAAAGAAGAGAUGCUUCUACCCGGUACCGAGAUGGUGGCCUCGGGCUUCACCAUGUACGGCGCGUCCGCGCAGCUGGUGCUUACAAUGAAGGGCGGAAACGUCAAUGGCUUUACGCUCGACAACGCGUUUGGCGAGUUCAUCCUCACACAUCCCGAUAUGCGCGUACCCAAGACGAGGAGCAUUUACUCGGUCAACGAGGGUAACAGCAUGUACUGGGAAGAGCCUGUUAAGCAGUGGUGUGAGAGCUUGAAAAACCCCGCUGAGGGACAGAAGCCGUACAGUGCGAGGUACAUUGGUUCCAUGGUGGCGGAUGCGUAUCGCACGCUGCUUUAUGGUGGUAUCUUCGCGUACCCAGCGGAUAAGAAGACGCCAAAGGGCAAAUUGAGGAUUCUUUAUGAGUGUGCGCCUAUGGCUAUGGUUUUUGAGAAUGCUGGCGGUUUGGCGGUAAACAGCAAGAUGGACCGUAUGCUUGAAGUCGUCCCCGAACACAUCCACGACCGAUCGGGAAUCUUCCUUGGCUCCGAAGGUGAGGUCCAAAAGGUUAUCGAUGCGCACAAGAACUACAAGAAAUAG